This is a messenger RNA of Vombatus ursinus (common wombat), 1985 nucleotides long. RefSeq names its product G protein nucleolar 3 (gene GNL3). Lineage: Eukaryota; Metazoa; Chordata; Mammalia; Diprotodontia; Vombatidae. Gene Ontology annotation, cellular component: nucleolus. The transcript is spliced from 15 exons. Gene Ontology annotation, molecular function: GTP binding. The record is from RefSeq and is a predicted model, not a curated record. Bases 66 to 1733 code for a protein of 555 amino acids.
UCUGCGCUUCAGUAUGCACGUGGCAUCCGAGUCGGCUGGACGUGGGAGCUGCUUUCUCCGUCACCAUGAAGCGGCCUAAAUUAAAAAAAGCAAGUAAGCGCAUGACAUGUCAUAAGCGGUUUAAAAUCCAGAAAAAGGUACGGGAGCAUUACCGAAAAGUGAGGAAGGAAGCCAAGAAACAUGGUCACAAAAAGCCAAAGAAGGAUCCUGGUGUUCCCAACAGUGCCCCCUUCAAAGAGGCCCUUCUUCGGGAAGCUGAGCAAAGAAAGCAGCAGCUUGAAGAACUAAAGGAGAAGCAGAAACUUAACAAACAUAAGGAGCAAGCACAAAAACGAAAACAUGAUGAAAACAAUGUUGCUUCGUCAAACACAGAACCACCAGAAAGGGAAUUUGUGGGAAGAAAGGCAAAGCUAUCUUGCAGAACAGUCAAGCAAGGCUCAAAAAAAUCAUUUUGUAGAGAACUUCAAAAGGUGAUUGAGGCCUCAGAUGUUUUGCUGGAAGUUUUGGAUGCCAGAGAUCCCUUAGGAUGUAGAUGUCCCCAGGUGGAACAAAUCAUCACACAAACUGGAGGAAACAAAAAACUGUUGCUUGUCUUGAAUAAAACAGAUCUGGUGCCAAAGGAAAGCUUGAAUAAAUGGGUCCAUUGCUUGAAGAAAGAACUCCCAACAGUUGUUUUUAGAGCCUCAGCAUUUGGAAAGGAAAAGAUAAGGAUGCCAGGGAAGAAGAAGCUGGACCUCAGCAGGCAUGGCAUGUGCUUGGGUGGAAAGAGCCUUUUGACACUCCUCAAUGAUUUUUGCAAGACUCAAAACAAGGCUAUUCGAGUUGGUGUGAUUGGUUUCCCAAAUGUGGGCAAAAGCAGCAUAAUCAAUAGUUUAAAACAAGCAUAUGUGUGUCAUACUGGACCAGCCAUGGGUCUUACAAGAUACAUGCAGAUUGUCCACAUUGACAAGAAUAUCACGAUGUUAGAUAGUCCGAGUAUUAUUGCAUCUCCUUCUAACUCUCCAGUUGCUCUUGCUUUGAGAAGUCCCACAAAUAUUGAAAAAAGAGAACUAUUAGAUUCAGUAACUACAAUCGUGGAACACUGCAAUAAACAGCAGCUAAUGUUACGAUACAACAUCCCAAGCUAUAGAGAGUCUCAAGAAUUCUUGACUCUGCUAGCACAGAAGAGAGGGAUGGUGCGGAAAGGUGGUCUACUCAAAGUGGAGGAGGCUGCUAAAUUGUUCUGGUCUCAUUGGACAGGCCCCAAAAUGAGUUACUAUUGUCUGGUUCCUCCAUCAUUGACUUUUUCUUCGCAUCUUACUGAGAAUAUUGUAGGAGAUAUGCAGCAGGGUCUUAAUCUAGAGGAGCUAGAAAAAAACAACUUGGGUGCCAUUAGAGCCAUCAGGGGUCCCAGAUUGUCAAGUAGCAUCCUUUUCCAAUGCUCUGGUCUGACCAAUGGCAUAACAGAGGAGAGGGAUGUGCCUGAGGAACUACCGAGACAGGAAGAGAAUGAAGACUAUGAUGAUGCAGAAGAAGAGGAAGAGGAUGAUUUUCUGUACGAAGAAGAUGAGGACAGUGAUGAUGAAAAUGUCGUCGAUGAAAGAAGCAGGGUAGGGACCAAAAGACUUAAAGUGGAAGAAGAGCUCCAGCCAGGUAAAAAGUUUGGUGCUGGAGCAGAAGAAAAGUCUUUUCAUGUGGAUAAGAUGAUAGAGGAAGACGAUGACACUUAUAAUUUUAAUACAGAUUACGUGUAAUGCAACUUAGUCCGUUAUGAACUUACUGAAUUGCUAUUAACUUGAUUGCUAAGUUAUCUUGAUACAAGAUAUUAUGUAUAUACUACAGCAAAAAUGAUUAUGGUAUGAGAAACAUGUACAGAAAUUAUUAUUUGUAGAUAUGUAAAACUUGAACAAAUGGGUAAUAGAUAGGAUGUCUGGGAUUUUUUGCUAAAGUGAACUGUUUGAACUGAUGAAAGACUUGUCAUAAAAUAAAUACUUUGUCACCAUUGA